Vanderwaltozyma polyspora DSM 70294 is the source of this 900-nucleotide messenger RNA. RefSeq names its product alpha-soluble NSF attachment protein SEC17 (gene SEC17). The record is from RefSeq and is a predicted model, not a curated record. Gene Ontology annotation, biological process: intracellular protein transport; SNARE complex disassembly. NCBI's taxonomy places the organism in Eukaryota, Fungi, Ascomycota, Saccharomycetes, Saccharomycetales, Saccharomycetaceae. The transcript is spliced from 2 exons. The coding region runs from base 1 to 900 and encodes 299 amino acids. Gene Ontology annotation, molecular function: soluble NSF attachment protein activity; syntaxin binding. Gene Ontology annotation, cellular component: vacuolar membrane; SNARE complex.
AUGUCUGAUCCUAAUGAACUAAUUGAAAGAGCUGAUAAAAAAGGUGUUCCAUCAUCAGGUUUGAUGAAAAUUUUUGGUAGUUCUGAUUCAAGUAAAUUUGAAGAAGCUGCUGAUUUAUGUGUUCAAGCUGCCAAUUUAUAUAGAUUGCGUAAAGAAUUGUCAAAAGCUGGUGAUGCUUUAGUUAAAGCUGCUGAUUAUCAAAUUAAAGCUGGUAAUGAUGAUGAAGCUGGUAAUACAUUUAUUGAAGCUUCAAAAUGUUAUAAAAGUAGUAAUAAUGCGGGUGAAUCCAACAAAAAUGCACAAAAUGCAGCAAAUUCAUUAAGUAAUGCCAUCGAAAUUUUCACGAAAAGAGGUCAAUUUAGAAGAGGUGCCAACUUCAAAUUUGAAUUAGGUGAAUUAAUGGAAAAUGAACUACAAGAUUAUAAAUCUGCAAUGGAAUGUUAUGAAAUUGCGGGUGAAUGGUAUUCACAAGACCAAGCAUUAGCUUUAACCAACAAGUGUUUAUUAAAAUUAGCAUCCUUAAAAGCUCUUGAUGGAUCAUACCUAGAUGCUGCACAAGUCUAUUCUAAAUUGAUUCAAAAUUCAGUUGGUAAUAGAUUAAGCCAAUGGUCCUUAAAGGAAUAUUAUUUAAAAAUGGGAUUAUGCCAAUUAGCAGCUGGCGAUUCAGUUGCAGCCACAAGAACAUUACAAGAAGGGAACCAUCAAGAUUCCAAUUUUGCAGGUUCAAGGGAAUCUGCAUUACUAGAAACAUUAAUCCAAUGUGUCAAUGAUGGAGAUAGUGAAAAACUAAGUCAAACUGUUUUUGAUUAUGACAAGUUUAGUAAAUUAGAUAAAUGGUACACCACCAUUUUAUUAAAGAUUAAAGAUAGCAUAACUGAAGCAGAAGAUGAUUUGUUAUAA